Messenger RNA from Babesia sp. Xinjiang, 1638 nucleotides. RefSeq names its product SART-1 family protein DOT2. Bases 1 to 1638 code for a protein of 545 amino acids. NCBI's taxonomy places the organism in Eukaryota, Apicomplexa, Aconoidasida, Piroplasmida, Babesiidae. Gene Ontology annotation, biological process: mRNA cis splicing, via spliceosome; maturation of 5S rRNA. Gene Ontology annotation, cellular component: U4/U6 x U5 tri-snRNP complex. The transcript has a single exon. The record is from RefSeq and is a predicted model, not a curated record.
AUGGAGCCGUCCGGCGGCGAUGCCGUACUGUCGUGCUCCAUAGAGGAAACGAACGCAAUAAGGAUCAAACUUGGUUUGAAACCUCUAGCCGUGCGGGAUUCUACCUCUGACGCCGCUGAUACUACCAUACAGACACAGGCAAAGCUAUCCCAUGAAGAAGAUGAAAAUGACGAAGCCAAUGAGGCACGACGUAGGCUUAUCGAGGGUGGCGGAGUAGCCGACCUAUUAGCUCGAGGAGAGUGCCUUUCUCCAGAAACGCAUGGAACUGACGCCGAUCUAGGAGAUGGCGGCUAUCGCUCACUAGAUGUCAACGAAUGGUCUAAGCGCAUGUCUGCUCUACAUGGACGGAAACGUUUGGGAGUACUUAACUACAGUGACGACGAAGAGGAAGAUGUACCAUUACCCAAGGUAGUACCGGCAGCAGCUAAAUCAAUUGAUGCACCGAAAUUGAAGGUAUUACAUAAAGUUGAUGAAUUGCCCUUGGAAUCCGGCAAGGAAGUAGUACUAACAUUGGCUGAUGUAGGAGUCUUGGAAGCCGAAGCAGCAGGCGUUGCAGAGGUUAACUUUUUAGAACAACCGGACUUAGCAAAACGGAAAUCAAACAAGGCAAUUGGACAAUAUUCUAUUAAUGCGGAAUAUAACCCAUACGAAGAUGAAGAACACGAUGAUGGGUUACCUGCACAUGCGAAACGCGAUAUUUUACACAAAUAUGACAAAGCUGUGGAAGAGUACCAAGGCGCCACACUAUCAAAUCUAGCUGGAAAGAAACAUGGGUUCUACCUAAAUGUCGAAGAAAACGGUGAAACUGAUGUUAAAAGACCGAGCACUUAUUUGACACAACCAACAGAAGAAAGCUUUGACUUCGGGGGGUUAAAACGGAAAAAGAAUCUUCUCAAAAAUCGAGAAAAAACAGUUAAUUGGAAUAAAAUAUUUGAUCCCAAAACUAUUGCAAGCAAUGCAAAUAGCACCGUACAAACCGAUUACACAGAAGAGGAAUCAGCGCCGUCACAAAUCGUCAAAAGAAGUACCCUCGAUCUAGAUGACGUAGAGGAAUGUAAUCAUUUGUACAACCAACUGGCAAAACAUCGCAGUAGGAUACUAGCCAAUAUCAAGGAGGAACCAGUGCAACAAACAGUAGCAACUGUACGGACGAGCGUAAUCGACACUGGGAUACCACAAGCUGAAGCGGAUGGUGUUCACAUAGACGCAACAUCGGAACUUAUCAAGGCAGUAAAGCCUAUGCAUGAUUCGCCUAUUGUCGAAAAGUCUACAGCACGUGAAACGGAACGCACGAAAAAUAUCACAGCAUCGUCAACAUCAGAUGAUGAAUUUGCCAACAUGGAAUUCCCCGAUGGCGGUGUUGAUAAUAACACACCAAUGACAAUGGGGAUAGCUGGAGCACUGGCGUAUCUAAAGGAUAAAGGUGAUUUAAUCGAAAAGAAACGUGAUCUUGAUGAUAUCGGGAAGGAUAUCACAAUUCAAUACAUUGACGAGUAUGGGCGACAAAUGACACCGAAAGAAGCGUUUAGACAGUUGUCAUGGAAGUUUCACGGGAAAACACCAGGACUUAACAAACGUGAACGUACUAUCAAACGAAUUGAAAGAGGUGAGUUUUUAUUAGUAAGUAUAUACUCUUGA